This is a messenger RNA of Ornithodoros turicata, 564 nucleotides long. Its product is annotated as tigger transposable element-derived protein 4-like. Lineage: Eukaryota; Metazoa; Arthropoda; Arachnida; Ixodida; Argasidae. Bases 1 to 564 code for a protein of 187 amino acids. Gene Ontology annotation, cellular component: nucleus. The transcript has a single exon. Gene Ontology annotation, molecular function: DNA binding. The record is from RefSeq and is a predicted model, not a curated record.
AUGGGACUUGUCAACGUCGACGAGAUGGGAUUGUUUUACAAGGCACUCCCGUCCAAGAUUUUGACAUACAAGGGUGAAAUGUGCAGUGGUGAAAAACGUAGCAAAGAACGGAUCACCAUGCUCGUAGGUGCAAAUAUGGACAGCUGUGAAAAGCUGAAGAGUAUUGUUGUUGGCAAAUGGAAACACCCACGUUCCUUUAAAGGUACACAACAGCUUCCUGUCAGCUACUAUGCCAAAAGCAAAGCGUGGAUGACACGAACAAUCUUUGAGAACUGGCUGAAGGAGGAUGAUGCGAAGUGCGCAAGGCAGAAGAGAAAUGCUGUUUUUAUAGUGGAGAACUCCCCUGUUCACAGCCACGUGAUCGGACUGAAAUCGAUCACCAUCAAGUUCCUGGCAGCGAACACAACUGCUGUGAUCCAGCCAAUGGACCAGGGUGUGAUACAGAACUUGAAGGUGCUCUACUCUCGUCAGCUUCUGCAUCGAAUGCUGCUGUGUGCGGGUAACAACAAGGACUACUGCAUGAACCUGCUGUCGGCAUUUCUCAUCCUCACACAUGCCUGGUAA